GACUCAGGCCACUGGGUCCCAGGAACCGAGUCACCUCGGUGUCAGGGGUUCUCUUAGGGUCUUAACUGCAUAUGUUUGCGUUAUAAACUCAGUCUUCUAGUAACAAACUAGAGAGAAACGUGGCUUCUUUCCGUGGCACAUUCGUGCCGUCUUGAUACAGGGAAGAUUCCUGGAAUACACGGGCCCUUGUCUUCCACCCUGCUUGUCUCCCCCCGGUAGGGCACCACUUCUCUGCCUCAACAUCUGCAGAGGAGCAGUUCUUAAAAUAGGUCGCCUUCCAGAAUAGGUACUCUUUUUCACUGGUGAAAUUUAGGCUCACAACAACAGCAGCAACUAACUGGUGGUGGUGGUGUUGGGUGCUGUUGAGUCGAUUUCUACUCACAGCAACCCCAGGUGACAGAGUAGAACUGCCCCGUAGGAUUUUCUUGGCUGUGAUCUUUAUGGAAGCAGAUUGCCAGGUCUUUCUUCCGCACAGCUGCUGGGGGGGUUCGAGCAGUCAACCUUUCGGUUAACAGCCAAGCAGGAGAAAAAUGGCGGAUAGGAAGGGACUUGUGAAGCUUGGAAAUUUUGAAAAUCCUUCCGACGUGAAGGAAAAUGGACUUCGUGGGCAUUUAAGGAAAUACAGUUAUAUUAUUUUUGUGCUGCGUUAAUAAAAAAGGAUCUCAGGAGGGAUGUUUUCGGUGGACCUUGAAUUCCUACUGGUGUGGGCCCGUGUGCAGCUGCAGAAAAAUCAGGCAGCACCGCCACAGGGAAGACCACCUUUAUUUGUACUCGUGGGGGUACUGCUUCUGCUGGACCAGGUGCCAGCAUUCUGCCCAGCUCCUCUGCCCCUGGGCUAAUCAGUUGCAUUAAAGGGUGUGAUUAGAAUGUCAAAUCAGAGUAGCAGCAAUUUGUGUAUAGAGAUGUGUCCAUAUGGAGAUUUUUAAUAUCAGAGAUAUAGGCUGCAUGUGUUAAACUCUAAGGAGGAAUUUCACGAAGAACUGAAAUUUUCUUUGAAUUGUAAAAUAAAGAGAUAGACUUUGUGAAUUACAAAGUACAUAGCUUAUGCAGGCCUGAGGACGGAGGAGGCCCUGUUUUUGUGCUAGCUCUGCAGUAAACGUAAGUUCUAAAUUUUGAAACACGUCACUUGACUCCUCUGAGGCUUAGCUUUUUCUGUGAAAUGCAAGGGUUUGGAACAGAUGGUCUUCCUCUAGGAAACGGAGGGUGGUGCUGCCUUUGCUCUGUGGCUCUCACUGGAGCUCCAUUGCCUCCAUCCCUCUUGGGGAUCAGAGCCCCAAGGGCAGUGAAAGCUGGCGGAAUGCGAAUUGUGCAGAAACACCCGCACACCGGUGACAGCAAAGACGAGAAGGACAAGGACGACCAGGAGUGGGAAAGCCCCAGCCCACCUAAGCCGACGGUGUUCAUCUCCGGAGUGAUGGCCCGGGGUGACAAGGACUUCCCCCCGGCGGCUGCUCAGGUAGCCCACCAGAAGCCACAUGCCUCCAUGGACAAGCAUCCCUCUCCGAGGACCCAGCACAUCCAGCAGCCUCGCAAGUGAGCGGCACCCGGGCACCCCACCUUCGAUGUUCACCCCACAUGACAAACUGGCAUAUCUUCCCCCAAAUGCCGCUCUCUUGGGAAAUCUAAGACAAAGCCAAGCUGUCCUUCCUUUGCCUUAUGUUUCCCUUAGCAGAUCCCAGAAAGGGAGCAGACCCAGAUCCUGUGUACAUAGGGCCCCGGUUGGGUGUGGCUCAAGGACUGUUGUUCCCCGGGUCUUCCUCCACAGUUUGGUCUGAACAAACCAGUUCCUGUUGAGUGGAUUCUGACUCGUGGAGACCCCAUGUGUGUCAGAGUAGAACUGUGCUACACAGUUUUCAGUGGCUGAUUUUUCAGAAGUAGAUUCCCAGGCCUUUCUUCCAAGGAGCCCCUGGGUGGGUUCGAACUGCCAGACUUUCAGUUAGCAGCCGAGCGCUUAACCAUUUGCGCCACCCAGGGGCUCCCACAGUUUGGCCUGGAGAUGCCAUUAUCAGAAUUUGCCAGCACCUGCGUAAAAAGUUUAGCUUUAGUCCUGUGUCAGCAGUCUCGUCCGUCCCUACUUUAAUCUGAAAAACAACGGGGCACACAUUUGGAAGGGUAGGGUUAAGCUCAGCCACUUCAAGCUUUUUAAAAAGAAGACAAUACAGUCUUAACGUCUUCAGAGAGGAAGAAGUGAGGGCGUUCAUUGCAGUUGCAGGUUUGGGGAGGCAGAGCAGGGAAGAUUUUUGGACCGAGCCACAGCAACACUGAAUCCCGAGGGGUGGCCGGACAGGGCGGCACCAAGCACAGGCAUGGCGGCCUUUCUCCUUGGAAGCAAAAGUGGCACUCGCCGCUCACACGUGAGGUCAGCCCAGGGGCGAUGUGCUGUGGCUUUGGGACGCCUCUUUGAUUCCAGGAGUCGCCUUGCUGAAAAAUUAGGAUGUGGACGGUUUGCUCAGAGGCAGUACUUCCGGAAUGAGCUCUCUCUGUGUGAGCAGCCCGUGUCCCAGACUGCCUCCCCACCCAAAGGGGCUGUGUUGGGAAGUUGGAGGCAAAUGUGUAGGUUUCCGUAGUCACCUCGAGAGCUGCUUCUGAGCUCUGAAAGUCCUCGCUGACCAGGGUGGUGGACUAAACGUGAGCUGCUUCUGGAGCACUGGAGCUGGAGAGCUGAAAGCACAUGAAGACCAGACAAAAACCCGCCCGGUUUAUUAGGAAGGCCCUUUUGUCGUCCUAACGAGUUGCCGUCGAGUCAACUCCAACUCCUGACAACCCCGUGUGUGUCAGAGUAGAGCUGUGCUCCACAGGGUUUUCAGUGGCUGGUUUUCCACAAGUAGAUCACCAGGCCUUUCUUCCGAGGUGCCUCUGGGUAGAUUCAAGCCUCCAGCCUUUUGGUUAGCAGUGAGGUGUGUUAACGGUAGCACCCAGGGACUCUGAGCCAGCCAGAAGAAUCCUAAAUACGCACAAUCAGUCCAGAUAUCCCAAAGUGCUGUUAACAUCUACAGUUGUGAGGAACAUAUUAAAAAUGGACCAACGUAUUCAGAUUUUCUUUUUGAUAAAAAGCAAGCUGCUGUCGAGUCAGCUGAGCUCACGGUGACCCCAUGUAUGUCAGUGUGGAACUGUGCUCCACAGGUUUUCACUGACUGGCUUUUCAGAAGUAGCUUGUCAGGACUUUCUUCCAGAGCACCUCUGGGUGGACCCGAACCCCCAGCCUUUUGGUUGACAGUCAAGCGCGUUAGCCAUUUGCACCACCGAGGGACGCCUUUGUUUGCCUGAGCAGCUAGAAACACCACAUUCCAGCUCAGCUAUAGACAUGUCGUCCAGCUGUGCCCAGAGUGCCCGGUGCCCUGAUGCACUUUUCCCUGUGGCCCUGUCCAUGUGGGCAGGUCGGAUCAUCCUAUGCCAUACUGCUCGUGUUUCCUACCCAGAGACACGCCAGCCUACUCCCUGGUGGUGGCUGGAGAGUGCCCUGCUGAAAACGGCUCCUUUACUCGGGUACUAAGACCUUCCAGAGCAGACUGCCCGCUCUCCAGCAGUUUCUCUGCUGCCGGUCAGCAGUGGCCCUGUGAGCAGCGGCCACACUCCAGCCUUCCCAGACGUUAUCACACCCACUGUGCCAGCUGGUAGAAGUAGACGCCGACCUGGGCAGACCCGCCUCUCUCCCUCUCCCCUCAGACAGGAGCACAGCGCUGCCUCCCAUUGUAAUGGUGGCACUUGGUUUCUCAUCUGAUUGACUUACUGGAAGCCAGUGUACAGCCCUCAAGCACAGUGGUGCCAUCUGUAUUUCCUAAUCAUGAAAUGUUGGUAUAAACUAGCAGCAGCUUUCGGUGAUCCCGACUGUCCCCGCCACUCUGUAUUCCGAAGCCAGAAUCCUGCAGGCAGCACUAGGUUGAUACCUCUGCUACAGAAAUUAAGAAGCAUCCUUGUACUUUUUCGUUUUGCAGCCACGUGGUUUCCAAAGGUGCACUUUUCAUGUGCUUUUAGCUGUAUCUGGUGUGUGUCUGUGGGCGCUUGAUCACUGAAUGCAAAAUGUUUCCUUUAAUGAGUUUAUCAAUUGUUAAUUCCAAGAACAACAAUGGCUAUAAUAAAGUUCCUGCAUUUCU
Molecule: messenger RNA, 4094 nt
Organism: Loxodonta africana (African savanna elephant)
Lineage: Eukaryota; Metazoa; Chordata; Mammalia; Proboscidea; Elephantidae
Gene: DAP
Product: death associated protein
Exons: 4
Coding region: 1160-1537 (125 amino acids)
Biological process (GO): negative regulation of autophagy; apoptotic signaling pathway; cellular response to amino acid starvation
Molecular function (GO): death domain binding
Source: RefSeq, a predicted model, not a curated record